ACCUGGUCAAGAGCGUCGGAUGGGGUGAGGCUGAAGAGAAGAUCCUCGGAAUGCGUUGGCAAGUAGCAACAGAUGACUUCAGAUUCAACGUGGAGUAUCAUCGAGUGCCAAGCAGCGUCCUGAGUGGAGACCGAGUCCCUACGAAGAGGGAAUACUUGAGCCUGGUGAUGUCUACGUUUGAUCCCCUGGGAUUCCUGUGCUGCCUCAUGGUUACAGCGAAGCUGCUGCUGCGAGAGAUUUGGAGGCAGAAGAUCCAGUGGGACGAACCACUACCGGAGGAAUUAAGCAAAGCCUUUGCGAUUUGGCGCAAAGAGAUGGACGCCGUGGGACAGUUCCGAUGUCCGCGCCAUUAUUUUGGGCGUGGAGCAGUCCGGGCCGUAGAGUUGCACGUCUUCGUGGAUGCUAGUCAGGCAGCAUUCGCGGCGGUGGCCUAUUGGAGGGUCACGUAUGAGGACGACGACGUACAGGUGAGCUUCGUGAGUGCGAAGACGAAGUGUGCCCCAAUGAGAACGAUGACGAUCCCACGGCUGGAGCUACAGGCAGCAGUUCUUGGAACCAGGCUGAUGAACACUGUCAAGGAGGAGCACAGUGUGGUCAUCACGGACCUGGUGUUAUGGACGGACUCUAAGACGGUGCUGAGAUGGAUCGGCAGCACCCACCGCCGGUAUAAGCAGUUUGUUGGCAACCGAGUGGCGGAGAUUUUGGAGUCGUCGAAGGUUUCCCAAUGGAGAUGGGUGCCUACAACCGAUAAUGCGGCUGAUGAUGCGACGCGGUCGCAGAAAGGAGUCGACCUUAGCCAGGAAUCAAGGUGGCUAAGAGGACCUGCAUUUUUGAGACAGCCAGCAGCCAGCUGGCCGGGGCCUGAGGAAGGAACUGAGCGUGCUCCAGAUGCCCAUGAUGAAGAAGAGAUGCCCAGUGAGUUUGCAUUAGUUAUGGCAGACGAAUUUGUUAUUCCGUUUCAGAGAUUCUCGAGCUUCAGUCGCCUGGUGAGGACCACAGCCUGGGUCCUACGGUUUGCGCGCUGGUGCCGCAAACAGCGAAACGAGCUCGAGGAAUACGGCCUUACUGCAGCAGAAUGUAAGGCCGCGGAGAACCUGUUGGUCAGACAGGCACAAUUGGAGUCUUUCCCCGACGAGAUGAGGUCGGCGGAAACUGGACAGGACGUCGGUAGAUCGAGCGACAUUCGAGGGUUGGUGCCCUACCUAGACGAGGACGGGAUUCUGCGAGCUUACGGCAGAAUUGAUGCCGCACUGUGCAUGCCGUACAGUGCGAGGAGGCCCGUAUUACUGUCACACAGGCACAGUCUGACAGAGCUGAUUGUGAGAGACUUCCACGCCAGGAUGAAGCAUCAAAAUGUGGAUGCUACGAUUGCGGAGAUCCGGACAAAGUUCUGGGUCACAAAGAUGAGGCGUGUGAUGCGGAGAGUCAUCUCAUCGUGCAACGAGUGCAAGUUGCAGCGAGCGCGGCCGAUGCCGCCGAUAAUGGGACCCCAUCCGGAAGACAGACUGGAUGCGGGUGGAUGGCCAUUCAAAUACACAGGACUGGACUACUUUGGGCCACUGCUGGUGACUGUGUCCCGUCACAAGGAGAAGCGUUGGGUCGCCUUGUUUACGUGUUUGACGACAAGGGCGAUUCACCUGGAGCUGGCGCAUGACCUGUCGACGGAUUCCUGCAUAAUUGCGAUCAGGAACUUCGUCUGUCGUAGAGGGCCAGUAUAUAGACUGCGCAGCGAUAACGGCAAGAACUUCGUGGGAGCUGACAGGGAAGCCAGGCGCUUUGGUGACGUAUUCGAGAUGGAGAAGAUUCAGAGUGAGUUGUCAAGCAGAAGCAUUGAAUGGGUUUUUAAUUGUCCAGCGAACCCGUCUGAGGGCGGAGUUUGGGAGCGCAUGGUGCAGUGCGUCAAGAGAGUACUGCGUCAUACCCUGAAGGAAGUUGCGCCGAGGGACCAUGUAUUGGAGAGUUUCCUGAUUGAGGCGGAGAAUAUUGUAAACUCGCGUCCGCUCACCCACUUGCCUGUGGAUGCGGACCAGGAGGCGCCGUUGACGCCAAACGAUCUACUCAAGGGAGUAGCCAAUCUGCCGGAUACGCCUGGAUUGGAUGCGGAGCUGCCCAAGGAGGGUUCUACGAGGAAGCAGUGGAGGAUUGCUCGCCUGCUACGAGACCGUUUCUGGAGGAGGUGGGUCAUGGAGUACCUGCCUACGCUUGUGCGCCGCGAGAAGUGGUGCCGCCGAACGGAGCCCAUCCACCAGGGUGAUAUGGUCUUCGUCUGUGAUCCUGCCUUGGCCCGACGAGAGUGGCGCAAGGGCAUCGUGGAGGAGAUCUACAGCGGAGCUGAUGGAGUCGUCAGACGCGCUAAGGUGCGCGUGAACGACAACGGCCUAUCUAGGACAAUGAUGCGACCCGUCUCUAAACUUGCAGUUUUGGAUUUGAGUGAAGCGGUUCUUCACGGGGUCGGGGAUGUCGCGGAUCGAAUAUUGUUAUCGAUAGGCUAGUUAGUAUUUUGAGAAGUCCGAAUGUGGAAAGAUUUGUAAGCCCAUAUGUGUCUGGGCACAUUGUUAUUAGCCAUUGUAAAUUGCCGGGAAAAUAUAGCUUUUCAUUGUCGUGUAAAAGUUGGAGGACACACUGCGAAUAAAACGUGUUCUACUACCACGGAUUAGUCUGCCCUUUCUUUCGGGAAUCAAUGCGUGGAGUAGCCGUUUAAGGCAACUCCAUUUGACGCACGAC
Drosophila mauritiana is the source of this 2724-nucleotide messenger RNA. RefSeq lists its product as uncharacterized. Gene Ontology annotation, molecular function: nucleic acid binding. Gene Ontology annotation, biological process: DNA integration. The coding region runs from base 51 to 2492 and encodes 813 amino acids. The record is from RefSeq and is a predicted model, not a curated record. NCBI's taxonomy places the organism in Eukaryota, Metazoa, Arthropoda, Insecta, Diptera, Drosophilidae. The transcript has 2 exons.